This is a messenger RNA of Plasmodium gaboni, 1848 nucleotides long. RefSeq lists its product as hypothetical. Bases 1 to 1848 code for a protein of 615 amino acids. NCBI's taxonomy places the organism in Eukaryota, Apicomplexa, Aconoidasida, Haemosporida, Plasmodiidae. The transcript has a single exon. The record is from RefSeq and is a predicted model, not a curated record.
AUGAAUGAUAAUAAAGACAGAGUGUUCUCAAAAGAUGAACAAACACGUAUUUAUAAAAUACUUCUUUUAACAUACUGUAAUAAAAUAGCUACCUACCAGAAUGAAAUAAAAAAUAUUUCUCUUAAUAAUAUAAUAUCUUCAUUAAAUGAAGGUUCUGAAAAUGAGCAUAUGUUAAAUGAUCAUGUGAAAUCUCAACAUUCUUUUAUUGAUACAUUAGUAAAAUCAAAUGAAAAUCACGAUUUCUUGAAUAGUGUUAAUAAAUUAAUACAAGAAGAAGUAAAAAAGAAAAAUGAUAAGAAAGAUGAUGCUAUGCAUAAUAUAGGAAAUACAAAUGAACAUACUACUACUACUACUAAUAAUAAUAAUAAUAAUAAUAAUAUUGGUACUAAUGUAGGACAAGGAAUUAAUAAUAAUAUAACAAAUAAUAAUAAUCAAAGAAAUCAACGAAGUAUUUUUAAUAAUUAUAUUCUAGAACUUAUGGAAAGAUCACAUAUGUUUUUAUUAAUUAAAAUAUUUUUUGUUUUGUUUUUAUUUGAAGUUAAUAUAAAGAUGUAUUUUAUUGUCUCUGGAAUGUUCAUAUUAUAUAAUAGAGGAUUCUUUGAUUUAAUAAUUAAUAAUUUAAAUUUUGUAUCUAGUAAUGAUUCAAUAGAACAAGUACUAAGAAGAAUGAGCGAAUCAAGGAAUCUCAAUAAUAGUAUAAGCCUUAAUGAAAAUAUCAACCAAUUUGUAGAAGCUAAUAUACAAAAUGGUGAACAAAAUGGUAUAUCAAAUGAUAUCACAAGUGAUCAACAAAAUAAUAUUGAUGAUAGUUUUAUAACAGGUGACGAUAAAAUAACAGAUAGUGGUGAAUAUGUUGAUUUAAAAAAAAUAUCUGAUGAAAUCGAUAAUCAGAACAUUUUAGAUUAUAUAAAUAAUAUAGAUGAUAUAAAUAAAAAUUUGAAUUAUUAUAAUAAAGAUAUAUGUGUAGAUAACAAAUUAAAUGAUGAAAAAGAUUUAUUAGAAUUUUUAAAUAUUAAAAGUAGUGACCAGGAACAGGAUUCCCCUUUGGAUGAAAUAUUAAAUGAACCAAACGUUCAACAUGAUAUAACAAACAAUAUAAAAAAUUUGAAAAAUAUAGAAAAUGCAAGUAAUGAAAAUGAAAAAAGUAAUGAUAAUAAUAAUAAUAUUGAUGUAUAUAAUGAUAAUAAUGAUAAUAAUAAUAAUAAUGAUAAUAAUAAUAAUAAUAAUAAUGAUAAUAUUAAUAGUGUUAAUGAUAUUGUUAAAAAAAGAUUCCUUCUAUUUAAAAAGAAAAAAGCAGAAAAAGCAACGGAAUCUGAAUUGGACAGUUCAAAAAAAAAAAUUCCUGACGAUGAUGAAUUUAAUUGUCUUAACAACAAAACACAUGAAACUAUAAAUGACCCUAAUAAUAGUUAUAAUAAAGAGGAAGAAAAAAAUGAAUAUCUUGAAAAAGAUACAAAUGAAUAUUUUAAUAAUACAGAUGAAAAUGUACUUCAUAAUGCAAAAAAUGGUAUAAACUCAAAUUUAAGAAAAAGAAAAAAUAAUAAUGUAAAUGAUAGCUCAACAACAUUUAAUCACAUUUUAAAUAAUAGUAUUAGUGAAUUUAUAAACUCAGAUGAUGAAAUGGCUGCACAUUUAUCUAACACCAAUGAAAACAAUACAACUAAUACUGUGCCAAAAAAAGAACAAAAUGGAACAGAAACAAAACAAAAUGAUAAAGAAAAUAAUACAAACAAUAAUACUAGAAGAAAACCAACCAAAUUAGAAAAAUAUAUUUAUCAGUCAGUUGUCAUGUUUUUUAUGACUCUUUUACCUUGGUGGGUACCAGAUGUUGCAUAUUUGGAGGAGUAA